Molecule: messenger RNA, 999 nt
Organism: Ipomoea nil (Japanese morning glory)
Lineage: Eukaryota; Viridiplantae; Streptophyta; Magnoliopsida; Solanales; Convolvulaceae
Product: protein FAR1-RELATED SEQUENCE 5-like
Exons: 2
Coding region: 1-999 (332 amino acids)
Molecular function (GO): zinc ion binding
Source: RefSeq, a predicted model, not a curated record
AUGAAGGCUACAAUCCAUAUGAAGACGCCUCUGGGGAUCGAAAAACACGCUUCAAUCCUCUACACCAUUACUGCUUUCUAUAAAGUUCAGGAAGAAAUAUGUGCCUCCUGUUUCAAAUGUAUGGUGUUGAGUGUUAGAGAAGAUGGUGGAAUGUUACUCUAUGAUAUUAUGGAUGGAAAGAACAAAAUAUUUACUGUGGUGCACAAUGUAAAUGACCAUGAGGCCAAAUGCAGUUGCAAGAUGUUUGAGAUGGUUGGACAGUUGUAUAUACACAUAUUUGUGGUCUUUAGAGACCUUGAAAAGAUCCCUCUGAAGUAUGUGGUUAAUCGGUGGACUAAGGAUGCAUCUUUAAAGGCUUCAUUUGAAAUAGAUGGUGUCAUUUAUGAUCAGAAUAGACCAAAGGAUGAAAAGAAGAUGUUGUUGAACAAACUGUGGUAUGAUGUACACUGUUGUAUUGAUCUAGCAGGUUCAAACAUGGAGCAAUUGGAUGCAUUUUCGCAAGUGAUUAAUGAACAGAAACAGCUGCAAAUGUCAGGAAAGGAAAAGUUAUCCCCUCAGCACAGCAGGAAGACUGUUAUAGAAUCAUUUUGUGGAUCAAUAGAGAUUUCAGAGAUCAAUAUACUUCCACCGAAACAUGCAAAGAACAAGGGCAGUGGCAAACGUAUCAAAAGCAGCAAUGAGUUGGCAAUGGAAAAAGAAAAGAGCAGGAGGUGCAAUUUUUGUGGUGUUAGAGGAGAUCAACAUGACACUAGGACUUGCCCACUUAACUCCAAAAAUAAGGACAAACAACAGGGUAAGAAAAAGCAUCCGACAUGCUGCCAGCCUGCCACAAUGCUCAACUCUCAGCCUUGGAUGAUGUUUGGUUGCGGCAUGAUGAGCUUGAAGCUGAGAAUGACGAAUGAUGUUUCAGGUUUAGAAUGUGUUGUUUUUGUAGUUAGUUACAAUCACUACAAGCUGGAGGGCGAGGAAGAUGAAAAGGACAUAGAAGAUGAGGAAUAA